Culicoides brevitarsis is the source of this 1524-nucleotide messenger RNA. It is a transcript of the gene Uba3, whose product is annotated as nedd8-activating enzyme E1 catalytic subunit. The record is from RefSeq and is a predicted model, not a curated record. Gene Ontology annotation, molecular function: NEDD8 activating enzyme activity. The transcript has a single exon. Bases 88 to 1422 code for a protein of 444 amino acids. Gene Ontology annotation, cellular component: cytoplasm; nucleus. Gene Ontology annotation, biological process: protein neddylation. Lineage: Eukaryota; Metazoa; Arthropoda; Insecta; Diptera; Ceratopogonidae.
UUCAUCAUCAAAACAUUGAAAAACCUGAAAUUCUGUGGAAAAAUAAAAAAUUAGUAAGGAUAAAAGGUAAAAAUUUAGUAAAAAACGAUGGAAGUUGAUACAGUUGUCGACGCAAAUCAACCAAAAGUUCGAAAAUACUCGAAUUUGAGGAAAUUAUUGGAAACGACGGGUCCUUUUUGUCAUCCGGAGUUCCAAGCCGGCAGCGAAACGCUCGAAUUUCUUCAAGAAACAUGCAAAAUUCUCGUUAUCGGAGCAGGAGGUCUCGGAUGUGAACUGUUAAAGGACUUGGCGCUUAUGGGAUUUCGUGAUAUUCACGUAAUUGAUAUGGAUACAAUCGAGUUGUCGAAUCUCAAUAGGCAGUUUUUGUUCCGAAAAAAGGAUAUUGGGCAUUCGAAAGCCGAAUGUGCAGCGGAAUUCAUCAACAAUCGUGUCGCAGGAUGCAAAGUUACGCCUCAUUUUUGCAAAAUUCAGGACAAAGACGAAGCUUUUUAUCGAAAAUUUCACAUUGUUGUCAGCGGAUUGGACUCAAUUGUUGCUCGUCGAUGGAUAAAUGGCAUGUUGAUCUCGCUUUUGGAGUUUGACGAAGACGGAAAUUUGGAUCAGUCGACGUUAAUUCCCUUCAUUGAUGGCGGCACGGAAGGUUUUAAGGGAAAUGCUCGUGUAAUACUUCCCGGAGUCACUGCUUGCAUCGAUUGUACUUUGGAUCUUUUCCCGCCGCAAGUUACAUAUCCAUUAUGCACAAUUGCCAACACGCCGCGCCUUCCCGAACAUUGUGUCGAAUACGUCAAAGUCAUUCAAUGGGAAAAAGAGAACCCUUUUGGGAUUUCUUUGGAUGGCGAUGAUCCGCAACACGUCUCAUGGGUAUACGAAAAGGCACAAGAACGCGCCGAUUCCUUCAAUAUCACCGGAUUAUCGUAUCGUCUCGUGCAAGGUGUCUUGAAAAACAUCAUCCCGGCAGUUGCUUCGACAAAUGCCGUCAUUGCCGCAACUUGCGCGACGGAAGUUUUCAAAAUUGCCACUUCUUGUUAUCAAUCGCUGCAAAAUUACAUGGUUUUCAACGACUUAGAUGGGAUUUACACGUACACUUAUGAGGCGGAGCGCAAAGAGGAUUGUCUCGCAUGUAGUCAAGUGCCGAAAAAAGUCGAAGUAAAAGAUCCCGCGACAAUGACGCUGCAAGAUUUGAUAGACUUUUUGUGUGAUAGUGCGGAGUUUCAGAUGAAAAGUCCCGGAAUAACGGCGGUAAUUGAAGGAAAAAAUAAAACUUUGUACAUGAGCAGUGUCGCAAGCAUCGCAGAAAGGACAAAAGCGAAUUUAACGAUGUCGUUGGCAGAAUUGAAACUCUUGGAUGGACAAGAAUUGACUGUCGCGGAUAUUACGACGCCAAAUCCGAUUAACAUAAAGUUGAAAUAUGUGACUAAAUAGUAGGAAAAUAGUGAAAAUAUUGACUUGUUAACGUGUAGAUUACUUCUGAAGUUCUUUUUUGAGCCUUUGAGGCAUUCGAUAAAUAAAUUUUUUGACAAAUUU